Culicoides brevitarsis is the source of this 4005-nucleotide messenger RNA. RefSeq names its product chaoptin. The record is from RefSeq and is a predicted model, not a curated record. Gene Ontology annotation, molecular function: protein binding. The transcript is spliced from 8 exons. NCBI's taxonomy places the organism in Eukaryota, Metazoa, Arthropoda, Insecta, Diptera, Ceratopogonidae.
AUGAAGGGAUAUGAAGAGCAUCAGCAGCUAAAUAAGUGUAAAAACUUUGGUCAUAUAUGUUGGAACAAGAAACGAUGCAAGCCAGCAACUAAAGCAAACACAGCGCAGCAAAAAAUGAGUGUAAAAGCAUUAAGCAUAUGCAUCGUCGCAGGUAAUUUUGCGUUCUCCUUCCUUUAAAAUGGAAAAAGAAGAAAUAUCGUAUACGAGUGUCCUCUCAAUUCCAUGUGUCGAUGUGCAAGUCCGCCCAACGAAACGCGACUGCUGGAAAUAAACUGCAACGAAGUUUCGCUCUACAAAUUUCCAGAAUUCCUUCAAGGAACAGUCCGACACAUCGACGUGUCACGCACAUUCAUCCAAACCGUGGACGACGAUACCUUUCAAGGACUCCGUUUGGAAUCCUUGAAACUUGUUGACAAUCGCCUCAACGAGUUCGGCGACAAGUGUUUCAACUUUAUGACACACUCACUGAUGUUGUUAGAUAUUUCUGGAAAUUUAUUUCAAUCAUUACCAUUAGAAUCAUUAAGGAAUGUUCAUACACUGAGUAGAUUAAUUGCACAAAGAAAUCAAAUCCAACACCUCGACGGUAAUUGGGGAAAUCUAGCUGAUUCAUUACGUAGCCUACAUCUUUCGUCGAAUACAAUUAGUGAAAUCACGCAACUGCACAUUGCUGGCAGCAGCAGUAGUAGUAGUAGCAGCAAUAGCAGUACGUCGCUCGUGAGUUCGACGCCAACCACGUCACUCGUUGACGCAAGCGGCAUUCGCUCAUUCUCCAAGCUACGGAAACUCGUGUGGCUGGAUUUGAGUAAUAAUCGCAUCGCACACGUCAGCUACAAUCUUAUGCCAAAGUCCCUCGUGACAAUUGACUUGUCGCGCAACAUCCUCACGACGUUUCCCAUGUCGCUGGUAGAGCAUUUGCGCGACCUGAAAAUCCUUAAUUUAAGAGAUAAUUUAAUAGCAAAACUGUAUAAUAUUGAAUAUAGUGUCCAAUUGAGUGGAAAAUCGGCGAUACCUACGUCGUCGUCGCAACAAAAGAGACCUGCUUAUUCGCUUGAAAAGCUCGAUUUGAGUCAGAAUUUGAUAGAAGAGGUGCCCGAGAAUUUGUUCAAUGGCACGAUGCGUGUUAAAGCUCUCAGUUUAGACAAGAACUUUAUAAAACACGUGCCCGCCAACGCGUUUCGUGACAUGGGGAUCAUUCACAUGGUCUUAGCUUUCAAUUAUAUCACGGAUUUGGAUGAACAAGCAUUUGCGACACUCGAAAAUACCUUGGAGUAUCUCGAUUUGGAGAGAAAUCAACUUAUGUAUGUUCCUGCAGCGAUAAAUCAUCUUCAAAAGUUGAAAUAUUUAUACCUAACCUCAAACGAGAUCGCUUAUCUGGAAUACAUGCCGCCGGGAUUACGAGUUCUAUCUUUGUCGAGUAAUAAUUUUACUCAGAUCCCCUAUGAAGCUCUCAUGAACUGCACGGAACUGUCCUAUUUGAAUAUGGGUUACAACCAGAUCCGAGAUAUAUCUGAGGAUAUUUUCAUCGGAUGGGGCAGUAACCUUCAAACGCUUCUCUUGAGAAACAAUAAGAUCACUCAUCUGAACUACAAUACGUUCAAUGGUUUGGAUACCAUCAAGGAAAUCAGUUUGAGCUUCAAUGACAUUCACUAUGUUCAACCGAUGGUUUUUGAAAAUGUCUCGCGAACCUUGAAGAUCUUGGAGUUAUCGUUCGGGAUCUAUCGUGAUGACUUCCCGCUCGAACCAAUCAGUUACUUGACGGAGUUGAUGUGGCUUGGUUUGGAUAACAACAACUUGAAGAUGAUUCCGGGACAUUCGUUGCACUCUUUGACACAACUAACGUACGUGAGUCUCGCCUUCAACAAGAUCACUUUUCUACCGAGAAACGUUUUCUUAUCUGAUGUUCACAAAAAUCUGCUGGAAAUUGACUUGAGCUUUAAUCAGAUUGAAGUUGUUCUGUCAAAUACCUUCGAUGAUUUGGAUUUGCUACAAAUUGUAAACUUAGCAUCGAAUCGGAUACAAAAUAUCGAAAAGUACAGUUUUUACAACUUGCAAUUCUUGACGUAUAUUGACUUGAGUUACAACAGGAUCAGCAACAUCAGUGAUAUGGCGUUUCAAUUCUUGCCAAACAUCUUGAGCAUCGAUUUAAUGUACAACCAGUUGACCAAAUUCAGUUUUAAAGCUUUUAUGCAUAUUACGAAUGCGACGACGCCAAUGCGGUUGAACAUCUCGAACAAUUACAUUCGAACCAUUGAUGGCGACUUGACAUCCUACUUCUACAUUUACAGUUUAGAUGCGAGCAAUAACCUCAUUUGGGAUACUCAGUCAUUCAAAAACAUCGGAUACUCAUUGAGAGUUCUUUACUUGAACAACAACAACAUAACUCAGCUAUCGAAUCACGCUUUUGGCGAUUUAAACAUGUUGGAAAUCCUGAACUUGGCAAACAACUCAAUUUACGCUCUUCGCAGAAGAAGUUUUCUUGGCUUAUCAAACUUACAAGAACUUGAUUUGUCUAUGAAUCGCAUCGAGAUGUUGCAAGUUGAACAGUUUUCGAAUCUUGGCAAACUUCGAGUUCUCAAUCUUUCGAACAAUAAGUUACGAACCAUACCACGUGAUGCUUUUUACAAUACCAGAAUUGAACGAUUGGAUUUGUCCUUUAACAACAUUGCUCUCUUUCCUGUAAGUUCAUUGUCCGAAAUCGGUUUCACUCUUCGAGCUUUGCUGAUACAAAACAACCAGAUUGAAUCUUUGGACUCAACUAUGUUUCAAAACACGCAAUUUAUACUCGACUUGAACUUGGCAAGUAAUCAAAUCAAGUUGCUAUCUGACAACACAUUCGGUUCCUUGAACAAUUUAACGUCGCUGGAUUUGAGCUACAAUGUUUUAGUGCCGCCUAACUUCAAAGAAUUCUUUUUGAAUACGCCUCGUUUGAGAAUUCUCAAGAUGCGUGGCGUUGGGCUUUAUCGGAUGCCUCAACUACCUUUGAAGUAUUUGACUGUACUGGAUUUGAGUAAAAAUUAUUUGCAAGAAGUCGAAGGACUUUACGACAUGCGAAACUUGCGAGAAUUUUACAUUCGUGAGAAUCGGGUGAUCAAUUUGGGAAAUGUAACGAGAUUUUUGCCCACGUGUUUGCGGAAGUUGGAUAUCUCGAGAAAUCCCAUAAGAAAACAAUCUUUACAUGAUUUCGCUCAGAUUCGACGAAUAGAGGAGCUGAACAUUGAAAAUGUCAAGAUAAUCAACUCGGAGUUGUUUUUCAAGUUACAUAACCUCAAAAAGAUCAGGAUCAGUUCGCAAGCGAAUUUCAGUGAACUAAUUUCAAAAUUGCGCGGUUUACGGGAGCUUUAUGUUCACAUCUACGACGAUCGGAUACGAGAAGAAUUUUUCUCAAAACUUACUGCUUUAACGAAACUUACGUUACUCGAGAUCACGGGCACAAAACUCGUUAAUAUUCAUCCAAGAGCGUUUACGGGGCUGGCACGAAAUCAAGAUCUUAAGAUCCGUUUGACACAAACGAUCGUCAAUGAUCUGCCAAUUGGAAUAUUUUUCCCGCUCAAAUACAUUCCGCGCUUAAGCAUCGAUCUGUCAAACAAUAAAUUGGCAGCACUGUCGCCUGACAGUUUCUACCCGAACGCCAGUAGUUGGGAUGCGGUCGGUACGAGAAGUGUUUUUGGCGGCAUGAAUAUCGCGGGAAAUCCGAUGCAGUGCGAAUGCGGACUUGUGUGGUUGGGACAUUGGCUACGACGAUGGUUGCGGGAAACCGCACAAGUUAAUUUACUCAAUAAGGAAGAACUGAAGCAUAUGUUACUGCAAUCGCGUGAUAGCACGUGUACAGACGUCCUAACAGGUAGAAAACUAUCCUUUUUAGACAUCUUCCCGGAGGAUUUAAUGUGUCAUGCCAGUGCAUUAAGUAGCAAAUCUGAUUUAAUUUUUACAACGACUAAUCUAAGAAUCAGCCUAUUGUUGAACACAAUCAUUGUAUUCUUUGUCUCGUAUCGGUUUUACUACUAA